Molecule: messenger RNA, 1713 nt
Organism: Aspergillus clavatus NRRL 1
Lineage: Eukaryota; Fungi; Ascomycota; Eurotiomycetes; Eurotiales; Aspergillaceae
Exons: 1
Coding region: 1-1713 (570 amino acids)
Source: RefSeq, a predicted model, not a curated record
AUGUCGGAUCUUGCGGGUCUCCCAGUCACCUCUGCCGGUAGCGGCCGGACACAGAAUGGCGCGACACGCGCAGCGCAGGGACCUGUGCCGUUGAACCCGCACCCUGCGAGCGGUGUUAGGACGCCAACUGAUAUUAUGAGACAGCGUCGGGAUCGAGAAGCUCGGAAGAAGGCAGAACAAGAGGCGAGGGCGCGAGAGCAGGAGGAGGAACAAGUCAGGCAGACUCAACAGGCUCAGCCAUAUGCUGCUGGCGUUGCCGGGGAAAAGACUGCGCAGCGGCGAGUAGCCCCUAGACCAAAUACAGCGUCGGAAGCCCCGACCAAUGCUCCUGGGACGACUCGCCGCGCUGAACCCCCAAAUCAUCCCCAAAUGACCCGGCAACCUCUAUCUAGCACACAACCUCAGGCCGCCCCGGCGAAAGGUGCUGCUGCGCCCGGUUCAUUCGCCAAGCCAGCACCGGGACAAGCUCCUGCAACAAACCAAUCGGAUUCUUCUCAAUCCCAGCAGCAACCGCGCCGUGUCGGGUUCCCCCACGCCUUUGAGCGUUGGGAAACCUUGUCUUCGCACUGGGAAGGCUUGACGAGUUACUGGAUUCGCAAACUAGAGGAAAACAACGAGGCAAUGGAACGAGACCCUCUCAGUCAGCAGAUGGCUCGUCAGGUGACGGAUCUCUCCGCUGCUGGUGCGAAUCUUUUCCAUGCGGUCGUGGAGCUACAGCGCCUGCGAGCAUCGUCGGAGCGGAAGUUCCAGCGCUGGUUCUUCGACACUCGCGCGGAACAGGAGAAAGCCAAGGAGCAUCUAGCCCAACUCGAGAAGCAGCUCCUGAGCGAGCGCCAGGCCCGUACUGAAGCGUUCGCUUCCUUGCAGAAGACCGAGGGUGACAAGACUCGCGCCGAGGAGCUGUUGAAAGAGAUGCGGCGUGAGCUGCAGAUCUCAAAAGAAGAGGCACGUCGCGCGUGGGAAGAGCUGGGCCGCCGCGAACAGGAAGAACGUGACCGCACCAGCUCUCUGCGGAACGGCGAACCUACGCUUGUCGGGGGUGUCCAAGUUGUGCCUAUGGUCCCGGGUCUUUCUCAUCGGCCGUCGGCCACGAGUCGAUCCCCGCCGCGGGAGAGUCCAUACUCUGGCAGCGAAGUUGCUGGGAAACACCCAGAGGGUCAGUACUACGACGAGACUCCUGUGUCUCCCAUUGAAACGGACCCAUUCACUGAAGGAAAGGACUUUGCACAUCAGCCUGCUACCACAACAGCCGAGUCUCAGGGUCAACAUGCCAGCCACUACUACCCGCAGCAGGGCAGCAACAUGCAAGCUGGUCGAUCUGCAUCCGCGAAUGAUGAUCGGUCGUACGACCCUAGCGUAGCCAGUAGUGAGCCAAGAGAUGAGGAGUAUGGCGACUACAGCCGCGGUCAGGGCCGUCCAAUUGAGUAUCCCCCUGCGAUGUCAGAAGAGAGCGAUGACUAUGAGCAUGAACCUCUGGAGGAGGGCUAUGGAUCCAGUUCCAUGCCACCGUCGUCGGGCGCGUUGUACACGCCGACCAGCGUGGAUUACAGCGGUUCGGGUUGGGGCGUUGGCUCAGGUUGGGACUCUAUGACCCCCCGGCACCGUCACCCCACGCGCCUCAGCGAUGUCCUCGAAGAGGACGAGCCGAGGACCACACCUAGUCGGGCCAGUCGGGCCAGUCGUGCCAGCCAGGCCAGCCGGAGCGUACAGUGA